AUGGCGGCAGCCAGCGAAUUUCCGACAGAACUGGCGACCCGUCCUUUGGGCCUCACAGCUCUUAUGGGACUUGAUAUUAAUCAGAAACCUUUGCACAAAGCUAUCUGGGAGUCUUUUUCUGUGAACAGGCAUCCUGAGAGAGUUCCACUAUCUUUCAGACUUUUACCAAUUGAUCACGAAUUUCCCAAAGCAAAAUCAAAGGUGAGCUUUCCUAUCGCUUUUAAGUGUAGUUACUCUUAAAUCCUUUGAUUACGUGAAAUUCUUCUUAUUUUGGUUACAUUUAAGCUCUUUCAGUACAGUGGAAGCUCACCCUUUAAACCCGAACAUCAGUAUGAAUAUUCUCCAUACUUUUCCUAAUACUUUCCUAAGGUAACAAUCAAGAACUGUAGUUGGUGAUCAUUUCCUUUAAUCUCAUGACCUUAGCUUAAUGUUUGAUUCUGGGGUUGUAUUACAAGGAGAAAUUAGAUGCUAAAGGGUUAAAUGGACACUAUUUUCAUACAGCAAGGGUGUCUGCAUAGGAAGCUGCCACUGUUUCACUUUUCUUAUACAAUUUAAUAAAGAAAGUUCUAUGAGUGAUUUCCACAAAAUCGUCAAAAGAGUUAAUCACAAAUCAAUUGUACUCCUGGGUUUUUUUCCCAAGGAAGCAUUCUCUUGCUUCCUUGAGUUCUGACUCUCUCAAACCUUUCCCUCCAAAGAUUUCCUUAGUAAUUCUCUGUACUGUCUGGCAUACAAUUCUUAGGAUGUUAGUUCAGAGAAUCUGGAAUUGGAUCAACUAAUGAUCCUCUAAUUUUUUCUUUUUUCUCAUCACUUGUCUGCUUGAUAUUGCAUUGAAAUUUUAGAAGUAAGUUCUGUCCCUGUCACUUGUGGGAUUUGAAGUGUUAAGUGAACCUUUAUCUUUGUAGGUGUGCAUGGGGUGGCAUUAACAUUUUCCAUAAGUGAGGGUAGACACAGCCAUGAGUGGGGUCACUAACGUUGAAAAUCUUAGCAGAUAGCCAUAGCAAUGUGAGACCUCUCACAGAUGCAGUAGGCCUCCUUUAACCAGUGUUACUGAGACCUCUGCUUAUGCAAGUAUAUGCUGGCUUUUUAUCACUGAGUCUUGUUUCCUUGUAGCGUUCUACCUAUGAGUGGUACAUACCAAAGGGUAUCUUGAAGAUGAAAUGGAUGCACAAACAUCUUUAUCUCUCUCCUGCUGUGGUGGUCAUGUUUUAUGAGUUGGAUUGGGAUGACGUUCAGUGGAAAGACAGGCAAACUGAAUGUGCUUCAAAACUAGAAAGAGUCAGGUAAUAACAAGAGAGUGAGAAUUUUAUCUUACUCCUCUAUAACAAUGAACUUUCAUUAGCACUAAUGACAUGACUGAAAAUUUUUAAGUAAUAUGACAAGUGUGGUUUGAUUUUUAGACAAGAGGGUUCCAUUGUAUAUAUUGGUUUUUAUGACAUUGUACAACUCAGAAACUUUAUUCCACGCUCUCUAAUGGAUACACACACAGAAUAAUAUAUCAAACUAACACAUAAAUUUGAGCAAAAAACAAUUGUUUAAUUAACAAAAGAAAAAGACUUUUGUCCAAUCAUCAGCUUUAUUAACAAUUCCUGUGAUUUAGAGUGCUAUUCAAAGAACAACCAUGAAAUACGUUUGUCAUAACAACAGUAAGUGCUCCUGACACUCUGGAAACCUCCUUCUCUACCAAGUGACAAUCAGAUGCUUGUAAGUUAUAAUAAGAACAUUACAACUUUUGAAGUUGUUACUUUCAAACUUAUCAGCUCAUCAAAUGCAAAAAAAUAUACCCAGUACAAUGAAUAAUUUUGUAUUCUAUAACUUCAAUCCUGUACAUUAAACCAUUCAAAGCAAUCUUUUCAUUUCUGAGCAGGACCAGUCUUCAAGACCAGAACACUAAGGUUGCUGUGGUUCUUAUCCAAAAGAAUGCUCCUCUUCCUCCAGGUAAACAUCAAUAAAUACAUAGAAGUCAAAAGAUGAUGUCAUUAAGUAGAGAGUUUUAGAUCCAUGUUUAGUGUUUUCAUGCUAACGUCAAACCAUAAGUGACUGCCAGGUCUAUCUUAGAAAUCUGCCAGAGGCAUUAUGAUGAGAGUUACAUGUCAUUUAUUGAGCUAGGCAUGGGCUGGAAAAUGGAGAAAAACUGCACCCAAAGUGUUGAGUAUGACCCAAGAGUGGUGUCUGUAAUCAAGGUCAAGGGCACAGUUUCUUCCCACAUAGAAAAACACGAUUGUAAAACUGUAAGAAAAAAAUAUGUUAUUUCAUAUUAGUUCCUGUAUCCAAAGAUUUAAGUACCCUUCAUGGAGGAAAUUUAUGCUAUUAUAAUGAAUCACAGGUGAUGAUUUACAAGCACUAGAGAGGGCAGCAACACUGUGCAGUGCAUGUGACCUGUCAGCCAAAUCAUUGUUUGUCCUUCCACAUACAGAUCACUUGAUUGGCUACACAAUUAGGUAUUUGUUCAAAAUUUAUCAUUUUAGAUUGAUUUUGAUGAGAUUGGUUUUCAUUGAGUUUGCAGUUGAAUGUAAAAGCCCAACUUUUGUCAAAUAUAGGAAAAGAUUUAUUUAGUAAGAGUUUCAUAUUUUUUCUAUCAUAUUUAUUCUAGCUGAUCAAGAAAAGUUACAAAACAGGACACAAUAAAGACUAAGUUAGUUAGAAUUAUUUGGAAAAAGUGACAGUGAAGUAGAAAGAAAUUGAAAAGCUUUUACAUGAGUAAGCCUCAGACUCUAUUAACCCUUUAACUCAGUCUCAAGAUUUCAUUAGUAAUUCUCUUUACUGUCUGCCAUACAAUUCAUGUGAUGUUUGUGUGGAGAAUUUGGAAUUGGAUCAACCAAUAAUCCUCCACUGGAUAUUUUUUCUUUAUUCUCAUUACUUGUCUGCUUGAUAUUGUACUGAUGUGUAAGGAGAAAUUUUGUCUUGGUCACUAGUGGGACUUAAAGGGUUAAACUAACUUUAGACUCACUACAAGUAAUUAGUUACUUACAUGGGAUGAGAAUGUUUUAAAAAUAAGGGAAUAUCUAUCAGAAAAUCAGAUGUUAUCAGCAUUUAUCAAGACCUUCCCAAGAGAGUUAACAACCUCUCUAUUGAUUUGUGUUUUCAUCUGAUUAACCCUUAAACUCCCAGAUCAAAUUUGUAAUUCUCCUUACUGUCAACCAUACAAUUCUUAUAAUAUUAGUUUGGAGAAUUUUUUAUCAGAUCAACUAAUUAUCCCCAAAUUGAUAUUUUUCUUUAUUCUCAUCUCUAAUCUAGUUGAUAUUGUAUUGAUAUUGUAAGGAGAAAUUCUGUCUUGGUCACUCAUGGGAGUUAAACGGUUGAAUUAUCAUACUACAAGUUAUCGUAGUCAUUCAUGGGACAUGAAAUUCAUGCCGCUUCAAAAUAAAAAAGGAACUGGUUUGAAACCUUUGAGAUAAAUAUUUCUUCUUCUUCUUCUUUUUUUUUAAGGCUGGAGAAUGCUUUUUAUGAUUUAGCACAGAGUUAUUACCAUGGAGAAUGUAGGAGAGUUAAAGCCCACAAGGUGAGGUUGCAAUUCUGGAAAUUUAAGGGAGUAGGGAGAAGGUCAGGUUAUUAAAAUCCCAGCCAGGAGCAAGCAAGAAGCCUGUAUUUGCUUCAUGCUGCAGAAACUAGGGAGAUGCAGUGGCAAAUGUAAUAAACUGUGUCCACUGUUGAAUGGUCCUUGUCUAAAAUUUAUUUUCAACUGUCACUGUCUACAUCGUUUUGUACAUAGAUGAUACGUAGAUGGAUGACACAGAUUGAAGAUGAGGCCACAGUCUCUGAGUGUCUUGAACUGAAUUUUCAACUAGUCAGUAAAAGGGGAAAAGAUAGCACUCUGGUUAGCUUUUUGGACUCUUGGUUUAACUGCCUUAGUUCGACAUAAAUUCAUGCUAAAGCCAUUGGGUUUUUUAGUAGGACACUCCCCCUGUACUAAUUAAAUUUCUCUUCUCAGAUCAAGGACAGAAAAGUAUCAGUAACUAAAACUGUCUGUUGGAAAAUGUGCCAAAAUUCUGGGUCAUAUACAUGCCUGUAUAACUUGCCUGGUAGCGCAAUGUAAUGUUUCUAUAGAUUACCUUUUCACUAGCCAGAAUUACCAUCAAAAUAAUUUUAUGUUGUAGCACAAAAGGUAAAAUUUUAUCAAUAUACAGAAUGAAGUGACACUUAUUAUGUUUUCAUGCUCUUUAUGAUCAUUAGGAAUUUCUUAACAAAGGAACUCAUCAGGUGAGAACUUUAUUUUGCAAAAGUGAUCUUUGUAUUUCAAUAAUUUGAUGUGAUGGAUUCUACUCAAACUACAGAACUACAUUUAGUUAAAGGCUGAGGGAAAGAGUUACCAAGAAUUCUAAGCAGAAAAAGCUUGUUGAUGUCAGCUUUGAAGGGUGUUACUUUGAAAUGUUUCUCAUUCAGUGUCUUUUUUUUGCUACCCUCUUAUAUAUAUAUUAGUAUUAUAUUCCACCAAAGACAUCACUGACCACAUUUUGCUUUGCACAUGGCCUCAACAAUUCAUAAAUCUCUUAUUUUGCUUCUCUACUGUUGUUGUAGCUAUUGUUGGUGUGA
This is a messenger RNA of Pocillopora meandrina, 4530 nucleotides long. Lineage: Eukaryota; Metazoa; Cnidaria; Anthozoa; Scleractinia; Pocilloporidae. The record is from the annotation of a GenBank genome assembly.